This is a messenger RNA of Blastocystis hominis, 1860 nucleotides long. RefSeq lists its product as hypothetical. The coding region runs from base 1 to 1860 and encodes 619 amino acids. Gene Ontology annotation, biological process: protein phosphorylation. The record is from RefSeq and is a predicted model, not a curated record. The transcript has 12 exons. NCBI's taxonomy places the organism in Eukaryota, Bigyra, Opalinata, Blastocystidae. Gene Ontology annotation, molecular function: protein serine/threonine kinase activity; ATP binding. Gene Ontology annotation, cellular component: cytoplasm.
AUGAACGACGACUGGUCUGGAGCCUGGUCUGACGAAGAACCCACAAAGAAAGUGGUGGACACUUGGUCCGAUGAUGAAGACAGCUUUGUUGAGAAGAAGGUAGUUUCAAGACGUUCUACAUCAAAAUCGGCGAAAAAGGACGAUUGGGAUGACGAUUGGGGCACGUCUCCAAGAGAAAUGAAGGCCACCACGUCUACUCGGUCCACUCAAAAGAGUACAGAUGACUGGGACGAUUGGGAUGAUGUUCCCAAACAGACUGCGUCGACGCAUAGUUCUAAAUCUCCCUCGAAAACAUCGACUGGCUGGAGUGACGACGACUCUGCUCCUUCCACCCAACCGCAAGAAAUCUCCAGCGAAGUGGUUUCGCACGCCUCCACCACAAUCCAUCCCCGCAAAACCGGCCGAAUGCGAAAAAUCGAGCCCAUGCCUGACGCCUUUGCGAUCCGCUCCACCCGCGGUCGCGUCCGCAGUUCGCGUCGCCAGCAGCAGCAGCAGCGCCAAGCGGAGGACGCGGAGCAGGCGCGUGACGACGCCAACGCGGACGACGGCGAGAUGAGCGACGAUUUCCUGGGGCUCUCGACGGCUGCCCCCAAAACGCACACGCGAGCCCACGUGGACGCGUCGUUCGAAGACUUCGGCGAGCCGGUCGAGCGAAGCCAGCCCGCGCGGCCGCGGCAGGAAGACGCGGGGAGCUUCUGGGACACGAACGCGGGCGAGGACUUGGACACGGAGCCGGCGAAGGACGCGAAAAGCAACGCGACGAGUACGCGGAAGAACGAUGGAAUCGACUCGCUGCUGGACGGAAUCGGCGACUUUUUCCAGAUCAAGAUCUCGGCGGAGGUGCACGACAAUGUGCGAAAGGGAGCGGACGGGCUGCGCCGCAUGGGGAAUAGUCUGUGGAGCGGGUUCGCUUCGAUGCUGGGCGAGGAAUACGCGCUGAACACGCGGUUUGUGUUCGAUGGGAAGGAAUAUGUGGCCAAGCACCGAGUGGCCGAAGGCGGAUUCUCGGUGGUGUACCGCGUGCAGGACGAUGCGGGACGGAACUACGCGGUGAAGGUGAUGAACGGAAGCUCGCCCGACGCCGUUCGCGAGAUCGAACGCGAAGUAAAACUGCUUCGCGCGCUGAAGCAUCCGAACAUCAUGCCGGCACUCGGGUUUUCGAAGCAGCAGAACGAGGCUGGAGUGACGCAGUAUUUGCUGCUGACGCCGUAUUACGAGGAAAGCGUGUGGGACAUCAUUGACCGAUUCAACGCGGAUCCAAUUCGCGUGUGGCCGUUCACAGAGCGACGAUGUCUGCAGCUGUUUAUCGAAACGUGCCGCGCAGUGAAGGUGCUGCAUGAUAAAGGACUGGUGCAUCGCGAUAUAAAGCCGCACAACAUCAUGUUGGAGAAGAAAAACGGAAAGGAGCGCGCGGUGCUGAUCGAUUUUGGGUCAGCGGCCGUGUUGGAUCAGCCGAUUCGAGACCGACGCGACGCAGCCAAUGUGAAAGAGGACGCGGAGAAGCAUUGCAGUGCGGCGUAUCGCGCUCCGGAGCUCUAUGAUCCGCGACCUGGAAUGAAUUUGGAUGGAGGUGUGGAUGUCUGGGCGCUGGGUUGCACGCUUUAUGCCAUGGCGUUCGGUACCUGCCCGUUUGAGAGCCCGGUGGAGGGAAUCAUGAAGUUGGCCAUUCUGGACGGGAAGAUUAGUUUCCCGAAGGACAAUACCUUCCGCUGCUGCACGUUUUCGAACCCGUUUUGUAAGUUUAUUCGUUUCAUGCUGCGUGUGAACAUUGAGGAGCGAAUCACGAUUGAUGACUGUCUGGAGAAGGCUCAACUUCUUUUGGAUCGUUGUCCCGAGCCUGAGUCGUACUAUCUUGUUUGA